Messenger RNA from Mobula hypostoma (lesser devil ray), 6894 nucleotides. Its product is annotated as LHFPL tetraspan subfamily member 5 protein-like. Gene Ontology annotation, biological process: sensory perception of sound; detection of mechanical stimulus involved in sensory perception. Bases 251 to 919 code for a protein of 222 amino acids. The record is from RefSeq and is a predicted model, not a curated record. Gene Ontology annotation, cellular component: plasma membrane. The transcript has 4 exons. NCBI's taxonomy places the organism in Eukaryota, Metazoa, Chordata, Chondrichthyes, Myliobatiformes, Myliobatidae.
UCCACGGUGCUGAAACUCUCGGCUCGCUUAAACCUUUCGCAGUCAGCCAAUUUUUGACUAAGGCUACGGGAUCUGGAACCGAGACGGAAAACGCGGGAGAUGACAAUAAUUAAUUGAGUAUUGUUCAGAGCCAGCAGUCAGUUUCCUUAGCAACAUGACUCAAGACAAAGCCGAGAAAGCAUCUUAGGUGACGAAUAUCACCCGCAUCAAAAAGAGAGCAAAGCACGAACUGAAAAAAAAACACAGAAGAAUGGGGGACAAAAUGCUUCCGGCCCAAGAAGCUGCUAAGAUCUAUCACACUAAUUAUGUGAGAAAUUCCAGAGCAAUUGGUGUUCUUUGGGCGAUUUUCACCAUUUGUUUUGCCAUUAUAACUGUGGUCAUUUUUAUCCAACCCUACUGGAUUGGGGACAGCAUCAAUACUCCCCAAGCUGGCUACUUCGGACUAUUUCAUUACUGCAUCGGGAACGGACUGACCAGGGAGCUAAUCUGCAAAGGGAGCGCCCUAGAUUUCAGCUCUAUUCCUUCAGGAGCUUUCAAAACUGCCAUGUUCUUCGUUGGCAUCUCCAUGCUUCUGAUUAUCGGCUGCCUCGUCUGCUUCAGUCUCUUUUUCUUUUGUAACUCAGCCACUGUCUAUAAAGUCUGCGCAUGGAUGCAACUUGCCUCAGCUACUGGCCUCAUAAUGGGAUGCAUGAUUUACCCUGAUGGCUGGGAUUCAGACGCAGUCAAACAAAUGUGUGGGAACAAAACUGACAAGUACACUUUGGGAGCAUGCUCUGUUCGCUGGGCCUACAUCUUAGCCAUCAUUGGGAUCCUGGAUGCUCUCAUCCUGUCCUUCUUGGCUUUUGUGCUUGGCAACAGGCAGGACAGCCUUCUUCCUGAAGACUUUAAGGUGGAAAAUAAAGAGGUGGACAAUGCCUAAGGAAGGCAUCAGCAUUAUCAGUUAUGAGCUGUUCCAUAUGGUAAUAGUAUUACAGAAAUUCCACCAAACAUGGAACCAAGGAAUCUUCAGUAUUUUCCUCAGCAUCUGGAAUGAAUUGUGUUGCAGGUUCACAAAAGGAUCACUAAAUACUGUAGUUUGUCCUGUAGAAGCGCAUUCAAGUUAGAAUAGUUGAAAUGUUUUAUUCCAUUAGAAGUUCAAUGUAUGUACUUCAAACUAGUUCCAGUAAUUGAUAAAUUCUAACCUUGAUAAAAAAAAUCUUAGUACAGUCUGAUUGUUUCAAUGUGUAUGUGAUGUUUCAAAUGUGAAGAAUUAAUCAUGUUUUGAAUUCCCCUAUUAGACUGUUCUUGAAUAGUACAAACACAUUAUCAACAGGAAUAAGGCUAGCUUUUUUUCAAAUUAGUGCACAGCUGCUGUGACAAGCAAUUGGUCAAUCUAUGCUUUUCUCCACCACAAUAAUUAGAAGCAGAAAAUCAAUAAAAUUACAGUUCAAAUAAGCUUGUUACUGCAGGAGCAAGUAAUUACAAUAAAACUUUAACUUGCUAUUCAACUAUUUGGAAAUCACAGCAUGUCAGCGUCUGCAUCACCUUUGUACUGUUCCCCUUAAACUUACCUCACUGGAAAAAAAAAUUAAUUUACAUCUUUUAAAAGGUUUUUAAAGGGUAUUAAUAGGAAUAACAUUUGGGAGUCUGGAAAAACUGCCAGUCUACCAAACACGCUGGAAUAACUGUGCUUACCCAAACCUCCAGUGGCUCCUGUGCCAUCUAACACUACUUUCACAGUUUUUAUCAAAAUUCACAAGAUAAAAAUAUAAUGUGCUUUAAGUUGCAUCCAGACACAGUUUUGGAGAAUAAGUAUAAGCAUUCACAAAAAUAAUGCAACAUUAAAAUUAGUACAUAAUUCUUUGCUCUAAAAGCACAAUCAUGGAAGCCUUCUCUAGUUUGGAAAUCAAAUGUUCUAAUUGCAUGUGUGCUGUGAUACUCAACGAGUUUUACAUUUAUUGCCAAUAAGAACAGUACUGCCAAAAUAAUAUGGAAUAAUACUGCUGGUACUCAUGAUUUUAUUUGUGGAUUUGUCUUCUUUGUUGCCAUUGACAUCCUGCUGGCAAAACAAAAAAAAAAUCUUGAAUUUAUUUGUUGAUACAAAGUUAUAAAUUUAUUGCAUACAUUGGUUUAUGUCUUAAUUCUGACAAAGUGUUUGCUUUCACAAUUUUGCCAUCUCAUCACAAUGCCUCAAAAGAUUGUUAACCCAAAUAUCAGGUUUGAGUUACUGUACUGUUACCAGAAUACAAUGGAUACCGAAAACAAUAUAGAAUAAAUUGUCCUAAACCAAGCUCUUUGGAAAGGACUCCAUUCCCAUCACAGCAGAAAGGCAAGCCACAAAUCAAACUUAGUUGCAGUGCUGGAUUCAGUGUUAUGCACUGAUGGAUUCUUUAAGUUUUUGGAACUUUAGGUACUCUCCAAUUUAGCUCAAAACAACUCAGGUUCUCUCACAUGCUGACAGCAUCUACAUGCUUUUCUAAUUAUACCAGAUUGUUUUAUUCUUUAAAAACAGAAGUCUAAGCAACUGGUCAACGUAUCCUACAUCACCUUUAAUGCUUGUUUUUAUUUUAGGAAAAAAAAACACAUCUUUAAAAGCUGAAGGAAAUAAAAAGUUAAAAUUAAAUAAUACAUUUCAAAUCUGGCAGAGUGUUAAGAGAAUAUGUAAAGCAGUUUUUAAAAGUUUUUUUUUGGAAAGACCUUUGAAACAUUUGUGCCACUAUGGAAAUAUGUUAAACUAUUGUGGCCUGCAACGUGUUAAAGUAUGACAGCAGAAUUUAGACUCAGAUAAACCUCAAAACUUGGGUGCAACUUAAUAAUUAAUAACCUAAAUUUGCCUAUUGCACCAACAGAUCGUGAUGACAGUGAAUCAGCCUCACGACAGUAGCAAAGUGUAUAAUUACAUGCUAGUAUUUAUUAAUUUAAAACUUGUGAAUUAAAAUGCAUUUGAAAUUAAAUUCUACUUUGCCCAUUAAAGCUUCACCAACUUGUAUAUUAUGAAAUAAUGAAUAAAACUCACUAUGUUCAGUCCGAGCUAAGGAGGAGGAUCAUUGACUAUUUUCACAAUUGCAUAAACUACAUCUGUAGGAAUUUCCAAGCACAAAGAAUUCAAAUCCCCACACAAUUGUUCAUGGCUACAAAGGAUUGUUAGUUUUUAAGCAGAUCUGCAUUAUUAAAGAAUAUACUAAAUACCAAGAAAUGCCUAUAUCAAGUAUUAUACCUGAAGUCCCAUUUCUAUAUGCAGCUCCAAUUCAUUUCAAAAUUAACUUGACAUAAACAUAAGAAUAUGCUUUUGCAAAGCUGGGGUUAAAGUAAUAAUGCAAAACAAAAAUAUUCUAUGGGGGUUCAGUAAAUGUACAAAAUUUCACUGGUAGAAGUAAAUGUUGCAGUAUGUAAAAUCACAGGGGGUAAUAGAAAAACCCAUAAGCCAAUUUUGCACAAGGUUUCACAAAAAUGGCAAGGAUGUCAAGAAUUGCUGAGUAACUUGCCACUGCAUUCUCACUCUUCCCUUAAGUCAUUCCUAUUGGUCAAUAAAGCUUACAAAUCACAGUGUGCCUUAGUUUUGCAGCCAGAUUCACCAUCAUGACAACUAGAAAGUUCAAAAUAUCUGUGGCAACAUGCCGUCAAAUUGAGCAGAACUGAGAGAUCACCAGCGCAUUAUGCCAACGAAUUCAGGUCUUUUGCAUUCUAAUAACUUAUAUUUGCUGGUAAUUACAAGACUAAAUGAUAGCAGUUCUGUGUGACACUUCUGCCAAUACUAUUGGCAUCCCAAUAGAUUUUAAGCAUUAAAUAGUUGAUAAAGACAUCAAGAAAAAAUGUCUGAAUGGAGCAUGAGAAGCUCAUUGGUAUCACUAAGAGCCUUUGAUUCCAGCACAUUCAAAAGGCUGGUACUCACAUCAUUGCAGAUGGUGGAGUACUGUAGUACUGUACCAACCCAGAUUGUUUAAAUCUAGAUGAGAGCCUGAAUCAAAAAAAUUUCAGCCUCAAGCGAAAUACAAAGAUGAGUCAUCAUGCUCACAAAUGGCUUUUGAAAUGUGGACAAAAGAAGUCUCAGACUUUCAUUUUUGGGCAAGAAUACCAAUAUUACACAUCAAUGGUUCUCAAACUUUUUCUGCUCCAUGCCCAUUUGUGUCUUUCAUUUAAUUCUGUGACCCCCACACUCCAGUCUCCAUCAGUUGUUUAAGCUUUUUUUGGUCAAAUGUACUAAUUAUUCUAAUAUACAGUAAAUAUUUAUAUUUUAAUAGGUUAUUGGUAUUUUUGUUAAUGUGUUACAGGUGUAUAUGAAAAGUAAAACUACUUCAAAGCUCUGAAUAGGAUAAUUUAAUAUACUGUGUAUAAUAUUCUUUCCACGAGCAAUUAAAAACACUUAAUAUUGUUACUUUAUUUUGUGAAUGCUUCGCAACUAAUCUAAACUAGCGAGUUUCUGAAUAUCUGGUUGCAAUUUGGUUAAAGAUAAUUGAAGAUCACCUAUUUUCACAACAUCAAGACUGUUACAGGUUCUUGAAGCAGGAAAACUAUAUUAAGAUAAAAACGGGAAAUCCAAUUAAAAACAACUUUGCUUUCUUGGAGUUGUGGAAACUUAUUUUGAAUAUCACUAGUUAUCCAGAAAUUUUGCUUGUUGGGUUUGAAUUUUGCUUGAGCUGUUAUAUCCCUCUGCAACUCAAUAAGGCAUUCUUGCAAUAUGGUGGCAACAUCAUCCACAUUCACCCCAAAUGGAUUCACCACCCAAUCUGGAAUAUGCAUCUCCAGCAGGUUUCAAAACUGAAAUUCCAUAUUGGUAUGCAGUUGUUUGAAAUGAUCAAGCUAUACAAUCAGAUUAUCUUCUUGCAAUUCUGUUUUAAGAAUGACCAGCGAAGGAAAUUGCAUAAACCCGAUGUCGAAUAUUGCUGUUGAAAAGUUUUCCAAGAAAAGUGAGAAUAACCUCUUUGCAUGAUAUGAGAUUGCAGUCCCCCCCCCAUAACUAGUUUAAUAAAUUCAAUUUUUUUUUAGACAUAUAUCUGACCGGUAAAAUGUCAGACGUAGCAGUGACAAUUUGUUCUCCAAGCUGCUUUAACACUUAGAAAUGCAUAAUACUAUCCCAAAAUGCAACAAAGAGAAUUACCUUUUGAUAACCAGCGGACCUCCACAUGUAUUAGCAGCCAUUCAUAAAUCUUCAUUUUCCUCAAAGUUGUCAAAAAGGAGAAUUUUAAAGUGCAUUUGAUUUGAUGAAGUUGACAGCCAUUAUUACAGCAGCAAGGGUGUCGUGCAAACAUCGUCCAAAAUUUUUUGCAACCAAAUGCUGACAGUAGAUGACAGUAUGCAAAAAAAUGUCAGGCACAGCAUUUUUAAUGAGCAUGGCCCAUAUUGUAGUAAUCUGUACCAUUUUCCUACCAUCAAAGCAGCACCAUCAGUUGCACAAGCCAUUAUACUUUCCAGCAGAGUAUUGUUUUUCAAAAAAAAGCUCUUGCUUUUUGCCCAAAAGCUCAAGACAGAUAACAUAUGUGAAACUUUGUGCAGAAGCCUGAUCAUCAAAAACCUAACACGUUAUCAGAAAGGCUUCAUUAUUACGUAAAAUGCUUUCAUCGAUUUGCAGGGCAAACCCCUUAACUGCAGCCUUCAUGUCAUGUUUUAUAACUGUAACAUGAACAGGUCAGUGGAAUAUAAACAGGACCAGCCUCUUUGUGCAUACUUGCUGGUUGGUCUUGCCAACACCACCCAAUUUUCAGUUUGUUCGUGAUACUCACAACCAUUUUAGUUUAGAUGACUACAACAUAGCCCAUGCCAGGCUUUGCAUAUAAUCUUUCUGAUAGGGUUUUGAUCUGAAAAUCCUGCUAACCUCUGACAUAUUUCAGUUGAAAUUAGAUUCUGAUCGUUCCCUAUUAACAUGUACUUAGCUAUAACCAAUCUCUAGCUGGUGGAGCACAGAAUCAUGCUGGGUCAUACCCGCCUGCUCACUGUAUAAUCAGUGAUUUAUGGGUGAAUGUGGAGCAGGGCUCAGCUGGCCACAAUGCAGGGUGUGAACAAUGAUUUGUACAUGAUCAAGGAGGAACAGAGGUAACAACUGAUGUGCCAUACCCCACCCCCCACAUACAGGUGAAGCUGUUUUGCUGCCUCUUUUGCAUUAGGUAGCAUAUUUUCCCCAUUCAUUUCAUUCAGGGUUCCAACUAAAUUACGUAUAUUCAUUUUUUAUUUAUAUAUUUUAGUAAUAUUCCAUCAAAACAGUAAACUUGUGGCCCAUUCAUAAACUCCUGUGACCCCAGUUUCUUGUUUUUUUUAAAAACUUGUGGUCCCUACGAAAUCUGACAUGGCCCCCUAGGAUGCAGUAUGGCCCAAAAUGAGAACCACUAAUACAUGAUUUUAAAAACAGGCAGUUAUCAACAGGAAGUCAGUGCUGUUGUCAGCUAUUAAAACUGAAUUUUACAGAUUAAAAACAAGCUCUGAAACAAAUACCUGUAACAGAUGUGAAAAAGCAAUGAAAUAACAAAAAUAUUAGCACGCGACUUGUGAACAGAAGUGCAAGUAGCUAAGGAUAAAGAACAGAUAUCAGAAUAUAAUAAAGGGUUUAAAUGCCUUCAGUUUUCAACAUGCAGCUUUUCAAUCUUGGCAGUAUGAAAGUCAAUGACAAAAUUAAUCUACCUGGUUUAAUUCCCAUCUUUCUUUCUUGCAAAUUGUAGUUUUUUUUCCAUUAAAUAUUUAAACUGGGCUAUCUGGAUGAACAAUCCCUUAAUCUUUCUGCUCUAUAAAUAUCUACAUUUUUGUUUGCAACUGAUUUAAAAAAAAUGACAAACAUGACAGCAAAAUUCUAUUUUUAGAACUCCACACCAUUUAUGUGGGCAUUAAAAAUUUAAAAAGCCCAGGUGAUCUAUUUUAAAUAUCUUUAAGGUAAACAUGGCUGCCACUUGACUAUAUUUAAAAAAAAUAACACUAUUAAAGGGGACC